GGCAUUUAUUUUUAAGUCUUCAUUUGCAUAGAAGACCUAUAGCUCUCUUCUAAGGAUCAGCUAUCUACAGUCAAUCUCCAACAAUGCUUGACUUGGCUCAUCUUACCCGUCACUCCGAGAGACCGCCAACCACGUCGAAACUUUGGCUACGCGGAACCGAUAUGAACGUCGGAUGCCCUCGCCCGUCGACCUUUAGCAUAUGUAAGACCCUUUGAGUCCUUGAGACCAAACGUAAAUGUUUACUUGGACACGUCACCUCUCAAUCAUCUCCCAGUCAUUCGAAUUUCAUCUCAUUCAACACCAAAAGCUUGACCCCAGCGUCAAUCUGGUUUGUAGGUAUCACUACUCCAACCUAUUUCCAUUCCCCAUUUUUUACUUUUCCAAAGUAUAUGAAUCUAACGAACAGCACUAGAUUCAAGGUAACUCAUGGGUUUGGUGUAGUAAAAUUCAAUUAUUUCCAUUCCCAAACCUCUCAUCAUCACGGUGAUAUUUGCGCAGCAGCUGGCGGCAUGCUAGCCUAGCAGCGCAAUGUCUCCCAUCAUCACCAAGGUAAUAGCCAUCAUCACCGCUCUCCUCGCGAGAGCGGCGACGGCAGCCCCGGCCCAAGCGAAUGCAUCGUCCAACGACCUCCGCUUCGCGCCUAACCCCAGCCUGACCGCCAACCUCGCCUUCCGCGUGAUCCUCGCCAUCGUCGGCACCGCGCUCUGCUGGGUGCCCUUCCGCCUCCUCUUGCGCAACGGCGACUUCGCGGCCGUCGUGCUGAUCAUCGAUGUGGCCAUCAUGAACCUGAUCACCGUCCUCAACUCGCUGAUCUGGAACAGCGACAACUGGGACCGCUGGUGGAUCGGCACCGGCCUCUGCGACGUCGAGGUGUACGUGUGGGUACCGCUGCAGACCGUCUACGCCGGCGCCAUCCUUGCUAUUAUUAGGCAGUUGGCCGAGCAGGUCAAGCUAACGCGAGCAUCGCAGCUCACACGCAAGGAGCACAAGAUGAGAGCUUUGCUUCAGGCCGCCAUCAUCUUCCCACCGGCGCUCAUCCAGCUGAUCUUCACAUGGUUCGAUAUCGUACAGCGCUACAAUAUCGGUACGCUCAUCGGUUGUAUGGUCUCGUUCGACGAUAGCUGGCCUCGAUUUGUUGUGUACGAUGCUCCACCCACGAUCUACGUACUGGCUUCUGUUCCUUAUGCUGGUAAGUCUACGACUCUUGAUUUUAAACAAUUACGUAUAUAUACACUAGGUAUAUAUGGAUGUUUAGUGGAAAGGACGCUAACGACCCUCGCAGUUCUGACCUGGAAGCGCUUCCGCGCCAUAUCGAAGAACACGCUGGAAGUGCUUAAGUCCAACGAGACCGCCAUCGCGCGCGCGACAGGGAUACGUAAUCGACUGUACGCCAUGUCAGUGGCCAUUCUUAUCGUGUAUCUACCUGUGUCUCUCUACCUCACAGUAGAAAACUUCCGAAAUAUUGGAGACCUUGAGUCGUACAGCUACACCCGAAUCCAUUGGGGAGAUAAUUCGUAUCCGUGGGACGCAAUCCUGUUUAUACCAUCGUGGCUGCUCUCGACGAUAGAGAUGAACCAACCGUGGAUCGCAAUCUCGACGACGAUCGUUAUCGUAGGUUUCUUCGGCACCACCAAGGACGGUCUCGGCAUGUAUCGUCGAUACGCAAUGGCGCUAGGCCUGGGACGUCUAUCCUUAAGACGCAAGAGACCGCACAACAACCCGGACAUAUUCUUCCAAAGCGAUAACCACCCCGAUUGUGCGAGAGGUAGCUGGAUCGAGUUAACCAACCAGCCGAACCGAAGAAGGGAGAGCAGAAGAAAGCCUGAGCCUAUCGACACUGAUCGGUAAGUAUCCCACGACUCCCUACACGGGGAAACCACUCUUGUCAGAGCAGCCAACUAACGAUCAAAAAUUCGCAGAAUCCGCCGUAUCGACGCAUUCUACAGCGCCCAGAACACCGGAACCACGACCGGGCCAUCGACAGGCAAAACGCCUCUCUUAUCCGUACCCCCGCCACCGCGCUGCGAGACCUCCCCUGAGACCGACUUGCCGCUAUUAUUUAGCAACACUUCCAGCCCGCUCGAUGGCAAAGUAGUCGAGACCUUGAUCCCACCACGCACCUCCUCUCUCGCCAACCUGCGCCAUAACUCUCCCGCG
This is a messenger RNA of Annulohypoxylon truncatum, 2157 nucleotides long. RefSeq names its product pheromone A receptor-domain-containing protein. Gene Ontology annotation, molecular function: mating-type factor pheromone receptor activity. The record is from RefSeq and is a predicted model, not a curated record. The coding region runs from base 529 to 1848 and encodes 439 amino acids. Gene Ontology annotation, biological process: G protein-coupled receptor signaling pathway. NCBI's taxonomy places the organism in Eukaryota, Fungi, Ascomycota, Sordariomycetes, Xylariales, Hypoxylaceae. The transcript has a single exon. Gene Ontology annotation, cellular component: membrane.